CAUUCGUAGUGUGAAGGCGGCAACUGAAUGGCAGUAAGCAUCUGGAAGAGGUUACUGCCUUUACUGGUAGCGCUGGAAACCAUACCGGAGCUUAACUGCAAACUGAAAAUGUCUUUUAUGAAAGUAGACGAACAAUCUGAUUUCUCAUAUCACAAUCUGCCUUAUGGUGUGUUUUCAACUCCAGACAAUCCUAGGCACAGAAUAGGCGUGGCCAUCGGGGAUCAGAUUCUGGAUCUCAGUGUGGUGAAAUCCCUCUUCAGCGGACCUGUGCUUUCAGGACAUCAGGAUGUGUUUGACCAGGCAACCCUUAAUGCUUUCAUGGGCCUGGGAUACGAGGCCUGGAAAGAAGCCAGGGUCUCUCUUCAGACACUUCUGUCUGCCAACGAGUCCGUCCUGCGAGAUGACGUCAGCCUCAGGAGCAGAGCUUUUGUUCAUCAGAGCUCUGCAGUCAUGCAUCUCCCAGCUGAAAUUGGCGACUACACCGACUUCUAUUCCUCCCGGGAUCAUGCCACCAAUGUGGGCAUCAUGUUCCGUGGGAAAGAGAACGCCCUGAUGCCCAACUGGUUGAGGCUACCUGUCGGUUACCAUGGGAGAGCCUCGUCAGUGGUGAUAUCUGGGACCCCUAUUAGAAGGCCUAUGGGUCAGAUGAGACCUGAUCCAUCUCAACCCCCGGUUUUUGGACCAAGCAAGCAGUUGGAUAUUGAAUUAGAAAUGGCCUUCCUGGUUGGAGCUGGAAACAGGCUGGGAGAGUCCAUCCCCAUUGAGCAUGCACACAGGCACAUCUUUGGAAUGGUCCUCAUGAACGACUGGAGUGCUCGGGACAUUCAGUCUUGGGAGUAUGUCCCACUCGGACCUUUCCUGGGAAAGAAUUUCGGGACGACCAUCUCGCCCUGGGUGGUCCCCAUGGAGGCCUUGCUGCCGUUUGCCCAUCCCAAUGCGGUGCAGGAUCCAGAGCCUCUUCCCUAUCUGCGCCAUGCUGAUGCCUACACCUUCAACAUCAAUCUCUUCGUAUCUCUGAAAGGCGAAGCCAUGAAGGAAGCCGCCACCAUUACCAAGUCAAACUUUAAGUACAUGUACUGGACCAUGAAGCAACAACUGGCACACCACACGGUCAACGGCUGCAACGUCAGGCCGGGAGACCUGCUUGCCUCUGGGACCAUCAGCGGCCCGGAUCCUGAGAGCUUCGGCUCAAUGCUGGAACUGUCCUGGAGGGGAUCAAAGACGAUUGAUCUCAGGGGCGGGGAAACGCGGACGUUUCUGAAGGACGGGGAUGAGGUGUCAAUCACAGGUUACUGCGAGGGGAAUGGCUUCCGGGUGGGCUUUGGUACGUGCACCGGAAGAGUCCUCCCAGCACGGCAGCUGUGAAGGGCCUGUGUUCCUCCCACACCACGCUGCCUCUCCCAUACCAUGAUGCCUGACAGCCAAUAAAACUCCUCAGGAAAGGACAUGUUCCAGAAAGAAUGUUCUUAUCAGUGUUGUUUAAAAAGGGAUUACAUAUAUGUUUUUGAUUGGCCCAGUCAGUUUACGUGUGCAAUGAAAAAUAUUUUAGAUCCUUACAGAACUGUAUGAUGACUAUUUUCAGGAGGGUCUGGUUUAAAACAGGACGGUACAUUUCAAGUAACUCCAAAGGAGCUUGUGCAGGGCUAAGAACUGCUGGUUUUCCAUCCUCCCUUUACCUGGGAGUCAGGCCUAUCAGUAGCACUAAUUAUUCAGUUAAGUACCCAGGAGAAAAGAAAACCAGGCCUGGAUAUGGACUCAAGGCCUAGAUUUGAUGAUCCCUGUUGUACAUUAAUUUUAUGUUUCCAGAUAUAGUUUAUUCCCAAUAAUGGCCUUAAAAUUAGUUUUCUUUAAUUGUGUUGGCACUACUUUCUUGCUCAGUCCUGUAAGUAUCUAAAAUAUCCUUCAUCGCACACAAAAAUUGUCAGGGCCAAUGAAAAACAUACUUUAAAAUGGAAACUCCAGAAAGUUAAAUACUUAAAUGUAUGGCCAACUCAUUUCAUUGAGACUGUUACUGCUGUGUGGCAAUUAAUUAGGCCUGAAAUAAAGAAAACCCCCAGUA
Messenger RNA from Conger conger (European conger), 2059 nucleotides. It is a transcript of the gene fah, whose product is annotated as fumarylacetoacetate hydrolase (fumarylacetoacetase). Gene Ontology annotation, molecular function: fumarylacetoacetase activity. Gene Ontology annotation, biological process: L-phenylalanine catabolic process; homogentisate catabolic process; L-tyrosine catabolic process. The record is from RefSeq and is a predicted model, not a curated record. The coding region runs from base 28 to 1365 and encodes 445 amino acids. The transcript is spliced from 14 exons. NCBI's taxonomy places the organism in Eukaryota, Metazoa, Chordata, Actinopteri, Anguilliformes, Congridae.